Molecule: messenger RNA, 270 nt
Organism: Plasmopara halstedii
Lineage: Eukaryota; Oomycota; Peronosporomycetes; Peronosporales; Peronosporaceae
Exons: 2
Coding region: 1-270 (89 amino acids)
Source: RefSeq, a predicted model, not a curated record
AUGCGCCUCAAGAAGGCGUAUUCGAUAUCUGGUCUAUCUCAGUAUCAACCGCACCCCGUGACCCUCGAAGUGAGCCGACGUGACAUCCUAUCCGAUUUGUUUCAUGGUAACCGGCCGCGGGAGAGUAGUCCUUCGCCGCCACGACUCGAUGCCAAGAGAUGUCGUGGAGAGGUUAGCGGAGCAGCAAAUUCGACAGGGCUGCGACAAACAUCUAUCGAACAUUGCCACGUCGCCGUUGACGCUAAUGACUUGGUGUAUCCCCAAUGCUGA